Homalodisca vitripennis (glassy-winged sharpshooter) is the source of this 2593-nucleotide messenger RNA. RefSeq names its product zinc finger-containing ubiquitin peptidase 1-like. The record is from RefSeq and is a predicted model, not a curated record. The transcript has 11 exons. Bases 507 to 2360 code for a protein of 617 amino acids. Lineage: Eukaryota; Metazoa; Arthropoda; Insecta; Hemiptera; Cicadellidae.
ACAUUUUGUGUUCUCCUUUAAGCUGAAAUUAGGAAAACCAGCCAAGCUUUAUUGUUUUACACAUUGUAUGGAAGGAUGGUCAGCUACAGAAGACAGUAUAGACGAGCAGAACAGUUUUUCCCCACCUGUUGGCUUAGAAGAUUUGCCACCUCUAGUUCCUAGUGAGCAGAAGCGAUAUUAUGGUACCUUGAUUGAAGAACGAGUAUAAUGAUGGUAUAAUAAUGCCGGUUGGAAAUAAUGCAAAAUAAAUGGUCACCAUACAUCAUAAUUUUAACAGCAAGGCAAUGGUUGCAUAUUUAAGAUGACUGGACUAGGAUCUAAUUAGAGCAGUGGAUGAGAAAAUUAAAUAGAAGAGACGAUUCACAAUGUCAAUAAUUUGAGAUGAUUUUCUUCGUUUCGAAGGCAAUGUUCAUGAGCUUGUAACUGCAGACAUUCGAGAGAUACUAAUCAAAAUACUCCUAGUUUUUGAUAGCAUGAAUUGAGAGUAUUCAGUUCAAAAGAUUGUAAUGGCUGCAAAAAUGCCUGAACUAAACUACUCGUGUGAGAUCUGCGGAGCCGAUGGGUUGAGUGAUGAGGAGAUGAGAGUUCACAUAGUGAUGUGUCAUCUAAAAGGUGCAGCAUCCUGUCCCUUUUGUGACCUAGAAGACGUUACCGCAGAAGAAAUGCUCACUCAUGUGAACACAGCUCAUCUUGAUUAUUUAACACCUGAACAGGAACUUUUGACAUUCAUUGAUGACGAUGAGGAUUCGGAGAGACAUGAGGAGAUGUUGAAUUGGAGUAUGACUGUGAAACCUCAUAAUGGUCUACCUAAUAACAUCAAUAACAAUAACAAUUCUUAUUGUAAUUUGAAGUCACUAGAUGAUGAAGGGGCGUCUGGUUGGUCGCCCAGAAGGUCCCAGCUAGCAUUAAAUCUCUCGAGCAGUUCGACUGCGUCAUUGAUGACUCCGGGACUACAGAAGUGCCCGAUGUGUACAUAUAGUAAUGAAAAUACAUCUCAGUUAGAAGAGCAUAUCAAUAGACAACAUUUUGAUCUUACUAGUCCGUCUUUUCCUGUGGAAACACCUUCUGGAUUUUAUAGUUGUCCGCUUUGUGCACAGAAUUUCUUCAAUGCAUCCGAUCUUGAGCUUCAUGUUAAUAUAGAGCAUAAAGAUAUUUUAAGCCCUGGGAAGGUGAACUCUGACAUUUCUGUUGAAAAGGCAACUGAAAUGUGCCCCAUUUGUUGUAUGACGAAUUUCAAAUCUACAGAAGAUUUAGGGGCACAUAUUGAAGACCACUUUAACCAAAAAGUGAUGUCGCCAAUGAGUCCAGAUGUUUCUUGUGACCGCCUGCUGGCUCGGGAGAUGGAGAAGAGAGACAAAGAGAUGCGCAGACUCCGGGAACAGCAUGAGUUCGAACUACUUAGAGCUCAGUAUGGUAUGGAUAAUGAAGGUAAUUUCCGAGAACAAAGCUUAACCAACAUGCAGAGAGCGGUUUACUCUGGUGAACUCUCAGUUGCCGACUACUACGAGCGUCAGAUUGAACUCCGAAUGGCUGAAAGCAGCGGAGUCGACGAUGGCAGCUCGUGUACUAAAGAUAUUGUACCUCAAGUGUACUCAGUGAGUAGCAGCAGUGCCAACGUGGCUCAGACACUCAUGUGUACAACUGUUGACCACUAUGCCUCCACUUACGGUGACAAGGGGUGGGGAUGUGGCUACAGAAACAUGCAGAUGAUGUUGUCGUCACUGUUACAACACACUGGCUACAACGAGCAGCUGUACAAGCAGUGGGCGGUGGGAGUACGUGGGGAGACUCCCAGCCGCAGUGCAAUGCCGUCUAUCUCUCGCCUGCAACACCACAUAGAGUGGGCGUGGCACCAGGGCUUUGACCUUCAGGGUUGUGACCAACUGGGUGGCAAGCUUUCCAACACUCGCAAGUGGAUUGGAGCCACCGAGGUUGUCACUGUUCUCUCGUCACUUCGGAUCAGGUGUCAACUCGUUGAUUUCCAUCGACCAACAAGUGCAAACGGAAGUCAUCCUGAACUCUUUAAUUGGGUUCGGCAGUAUUUCGAGGCUCAUGAUGAUUUCAAACCUCCAUUAUACUUGCAACAUCAAGGUCACAGCAGAACAAUCAUCGGAGUGGAGGUGUUAAGAGACGAGAGUGUGAUCCUGCUGGUCCUGGACCCGAGUCACACUCCCGGGCAGAUGGCCGAAUUGCGGGGGACAAACACUGCCAUUUCCACCAUGAGACUCAUCCGCAAGUCCCUCAUGGCGAUGAAAGCUAGACACUACCAAGUUGUAGCCGUGUGCGGUAUCAUGGACACGGAUGCUGAAUAUCAGCAAAGUAAAGUACUUAGGUCAAUGAGAGUACCACAAGAACGAUGAUGACACCAACAAUACAUUGUCACUACCUCAGACUUGCAGGUCUUCUAGGUAUCGGAGGAAGAUGUGAUCAGAAAGAGAUUAUCAGUGCUUGACCUCGCUCAGGGAUUGGUCCCUCGUUUUAGAAAUGCUUACUAUGCAAGCAGCUUACUAGUCACAACAUCAUGUCUUAAGUAUGUUUGCAUCAGAUUUAACAUUUUUGCACCUUUGUUCAUUACAUUGUGAGUUAUAUCGCA